AUGGAUGAGGAGACAGGAGAUGUGUCAGAUGUGUGCCUGGAGCUUCCUGCGUAUGCUGUUCGGGCAGGGGCACGGGAGAACAUACUGAUGGACCCAGCAAAAGUCACUGCUGCGAUUGUGACUUGUGGUGGGCUGUGUCCAGGCCUGAAUAAUGUUGUUGCUGGCCUUGUGAACAAAUUGAUGGACUAUGGUGUCAAGGGAGGGAAUAUUCUGGGAAUCAGGUAUGGUUUUCGAGGCUUUUAUGACAAAGAAUUUAAACCUGUGCUGCUGACCAAGGAGUCUGUGGAUGGGCUCCAGUUGCUUGGGGGUACCAUUCUUGGAACGUCACGUGGUGGUGCAAACAUGCGGGAAAUCGUCAAGAAGAUCGACAUGUGGGGCAUCAACAUGCUCUUUGUGGUUGGCGGCAAUGGUGGAAAUGCUGGUGCCAAUGCCAUCCACCAAUCCUGCAAGAAGAGUGAUGUGCAUUGUGCGGUUGUGGGCAUUCCAAAGUCUAUUGACAAUGACAUCUUGCUGAUCGACAAGUGCUUUGGCUUCGAUACUGCUGUUGAAGAGGCUCAGCGCGCCCUUCUGGCAGCCAAAGUAGAAGCCUCCAGUGCUUACAAGGGAAUUGGCCUGGUGAAGCUCAUGGGGAGGCAAAGUGGAUUCAUCGCCAUGCAAGCAUCACUGGCUUCAGGCGUGGUCGAUGCAGUACUUAUCCCUGAGGUGCCAUUUGAAAUCUAUGGGCCGCAUGGACUCUUCCACUACCUUGAGGGCGUAAUCCAGCGCAAGGGCCAUGCAGUUGUGUGUGUCGCUGAAGGUGCUGGACAGACCAUUGUUGCCCAAAGCAGCAAAGCAUCUGAACCACCAGCGACGGAUGCGAGCGGCAAUCCUAUCCUCAUGGACAUCGGCAAGUUCCUUCGCAAAGAGAUAAAGUCAUAUUUCAAGGGCGCAGAUGUCAAGUACAUUGACCCGACGUACAUGAUUCGAGCCAUCCCCUGUGCUUCUACCGAUCGCAUCUACUGCAAGAUCCUGGCCCACAAUGCUGUGCAUGCCGCGUUUGCUGGCUACACCGGCAUCACAGUGGGUCUGGUGAACACACAUUAUGUGUAUCUGCCGAUCCCUGUCGUCAUCGCAGCACCCAGAACGGUGGACCCAAAGGGAAAGAUGUGGAACAGGCUUCGGGCAUCCAUUGGCCAGCCCACGUUUUCAUCCGAUGAUGACCCCUUCUCGUCCUUGAUGAGUGAAGAUUCCGGUACAAUGGAAGGAGCGGUUGGAGUGUGA
Messenger RNA from Ostreobium quekettii, 1260 nucleotides. Lineage: Eukaryota; Viridiplantae; Chlorophyta; Ulvophyceae; Bryopsidales; Ostreobiaceae. The record is from the annotation of a GenBank genome assembly.